Thalassophryne amazonica is the source of this 993-nucleotide messenger RNA. It is a transcript of the gene atp5pb, whose product is annotated as ATP synthase peripheral stalk-membrane subunit b. The transcript has 7 exons. NCBI's taxonomy places the organism in Eukaryota, Metazoa, Chordata, Actinopteri, Batrachoidiformes, Batrachoididae. The coding region runs from base 67 to 825 and encodes 252 amino acids. The record is from RefSeq and is a predicted model, not a curated record. Gene Ontology annotation, biological process: proton motive force-driven ATP synthesis. Gene Ontology annotation, molecular function: proton transmembrane transporter activity.
UUCCUUGUAGAAGGGCACGACAAGGCUGAAACAACAAGGGUGCAGGCAGCACUUUAUCCUCCAAAUAUGUUGUCGAGGAUCAUCUUUUUAGCAGGGGGUGCACUGAAAGGCAGCGGUCCACUUGGAGCUGGCCUGGUCCAUGCAUCCCGCUCCCUGCACACAUCAUCCCAGAGUCUGGCCCCACUACCUCCUCUGCCAGAGACGGGAGGCAAAGUUCGCCAUGGCUUUAUCCCAGAAGAGUUUUUCCACUUUCUUUAUCCAAAAACUGGAGUCACAGGACCCUAUAUGCUGGGCACUGGCCUCAUCACAUACCUGCUUUCCAAGGAAAUCUAUGUCAUCAACCAUGAGACAAUAUAUGCUGCUACCUUCAUCGGUAUUAUUGUCUAUGCUGUCAAGAAGUACGGUUCAAGCUUUGCAAAUUAUGCGGACAAACUAAUUGAGGAGCAACUGGCCACAGCUCAGGAUGUGAAGGACCGCACCAUGGCCAAUCUUACUGAGUCCAUCGAGCAUGAGAAGAACGAACAGUGGAGAGUGGAAGGAAGAUCAAUGCUCUUUGAUGCUAAGAGGAACAAUGUGGCCACGGUUUUGGAGACCAACUACAGGGAGAGGCUACACCUGGUUACCAGUGAGGUGAAGAAGCGCUUAGAUUACCAGAUCGCCCUGCAGAACCUCACCCGGCGUUUGGAACAGGAGCACAUGGUCAACUGGGUGGAGAAGGGUGUCAUCAGCAGCAUCACGCCUCAGCAGGAGAAGGAGAGCAUCACUAAAUGCAUUGCAGACCUGAAGGCUCUGGCCAGGACCAGUCAGGCCAGAGCAACAGUUUGAACUGUCAUGUCUUCAGUGCAGACCACGCUUAUGUUCAGCUAAACUGUUCUGAGACAGGACGCCUACCUUCAUUACACAAUAAAUUGUUUCCACCUGUAGAUUGUCAAUGUUAUGGGUGUGUACAGUAUUUACAUGUCAGCCAGUGGUAAAAUAAAUACUUCUCAUUCA